AUUUAUUUUGUGAAUUGAGAUUCGUGACACGAAAUCAGUAUAUAAAAUUGAGUUUCACCUAUCGCAAGCAUAAGUGGAGAAACGGUUGACAAGUGAAAAAUGUUUGAAGCAAAACCACAACUGCCUUUUAAUAAAACUAAUAUAAAAACCCGCAGCUAUGUGAUUAACAAUCGUGAUGAUAUAAAAUAAUCGGGUGUUUUAUUGUAUGGCUAAAAUAGUAGAUAACGGUCGCUGUAUCUGCAUGUAUAUCACUCAGCCGGUGCGGUUGUGUUGGGAGAUAUCUAUAUUUCACCUCGAGUCAGACUCAAAGCGAUCGCGUCCACCGUAGAGUCAACACGACGAACAGUUGUAUUAUUGACCUGUGCCAUAAUAAAACGAUUGCAGUUACGAACAUUAACCUCAUGACGUGUGACAGAGUUGAAUAGACUCGAAAAACGUGUUGUGAAAGUGAUUAAUAAAUUAUUAUGACAGUGCCGCCUAGCCCACAAAAUUUAGUUGGAGUAACAACGGAAAGCAGAGCCAUGCACGACAACCCGAAACUCGCGUCCUUCUCCAUCCUGGACUGGUGCAAUGACAACUGGAGGAAAAUCCUGGCAGAACUUAUUGCUACAAUAAUGCUUGUUCUAUUUGGAUGUAUGGCUUGUAUACCCGUCAGUGGAAUAGAUACAACGUUGUAUGGCCCGUUUGCUUUCGGUUUCGUAGUCAUGAUCAACAUCCAAAUUUUUGGACAUAUAUCUGGAGCAUUUAUGAACCCAGCAGUAACAUUAGCAUCUGUCAUCUGGGGAAACACUUCUAUAGCAUUGGGGGCUAUUCAUACGGUAGUUCAAUGCAUCGGAGCUAUUUUAGGCUACGGUAUUUUGGUGGGAGUCUCUUCGUUCGACUUAUCGCAAGGGGGUGUAUGCGUAACAAGACCUUAUCCAGGACAAAAUGAAUUUCAAUCUUUGGGUAUUGAAAUAGCUAUAACGGCAGCCCUUGCUUUGAUAUGUUGUGGUAUUUGGGACCCUGCAAAUCAACUCAAACAAGACAGCACUCCAAUAAAGUUCGGUUUGACUAUUGCUGGGUUGUCUUUCGUAGGGGGGCCCCUAACUGGUGCUAGCAUGAACCCCGCUAGGAGUCUGGGACCAGCCGUCUGGACGGACCACUGGGACGGACACUGGGUGUACUGGGUUGGUCCACUAGUAGGCAGUGGCGUGUCAACACUUAUUUAUAAAUAUGUAUUUAUUAAGAAACGAGCGACAAAUUAACUUCUCGACAUAAAUUAAAUUUAGUUGUGGUGUACUUAAAUGUUAUGUAAAUUUGUAUUUUUAUCA
Trichoplusia ni (cabbage looper) is the source of this 1310-nucleotide messenger RNA. Its product is annotated as aquaporin-like. Bases 465 to 1244 code for a protein of 259 amino acids. The record is from RefSeq and is a predicted model, not a curated record. Gene Ontology annotation, biological process: transmembrane transport. NCBI's taxonomy places the organism in Eukaryota, Metazoa, Arthropoda, Insecta, Lepidoptera, Noctuidae. The transcript is spliced from 2 exons. Gene Ontology annotation, molecular function: water channel activity. Gene Ontology annotation, cellular component: plasma membrane.